UUGGCCUGCCUUGCAAACCUGCAUUAAGGCGUGUUUUCUUUAAAAUCUCCAUCUGUGAAACUUUUAUGAGCCACAGAAGCUCUGAAGUCCUGCAACACCUGAAGGUAACACAAAAUAACACCAGUUACUCCUUUAACUGUAGUAUUAUCAGUUAUACUGCGAAUACUACCACAGUUACUGCAUCCUCUAAUGACUCACAGUAUCUCUCUGCCCCCCCGUCCCUCACUCUCCUGGUUGCCGAGGCGACCUCCCCUCCCCGUCACAAUGGCUCCAUCGGAGCGUCUCAGUGAAACCUGAGCAGGCGUGGCGGCUCGAGGUCACCUGAGCCGAGGCUGCUGAAUGUUUGAUGGAAGCCGUCAGAGAUCCUCCGCCACACAAACACCUCACCAGGUAGACGGAGGCAGGUAGACGGACCUCAGGUGGACCUCAGGUGGACGCUCCAGCAGGCUUCAGGUGGACGCUCGGUUGGACGCUCUGUGGCUCCAGCAGGUGAGGCUCUCAGGAUGUCUGACAGCAGGCAGCGAACUCUGUCCACCUCCGGAGAGUCUCUGUACCAGGUCCUGGGUCUGCAGAAAGGCUGCUGCCAUGACGACAUCAAGAAGUCCUACAGGAAGCUGGCACUGCGUUACCACCCCGAUAAGAACCCGGACAACCCGGAGGCGGCGGAGAAGUUCAAGGAGCUGAACAGCGCCCACGCCGUGCUGUCCGACCUGACCAAGAGGAACAUCUACGACUCGUACGGCUCUCUGGGGCUCUACGUGGCGCAGCAGUUUGGAGAGGACAACGUCAACACCUACUUCAUGCUGUCCACCUGGUGGGCUAAGGGUCUGUUCCUGGUCUGCGGGGUCCUGACCGGCUGUUACUGCUGCUGCUGUCUCUGCUGCUGCUGUAACUGCUGCUGUGGGAAACUGAAGCCGCCGCCCACAGCUGAGGGGGCGGAGCCAGAUUACGUUCACCUGGACGACCUGGAAGAGGAGAGACGCAACGAGCGCGACAACGAAAAAUCAACGAGCAGCUGGGCCAGAAAUGUCCCUCAAACUGCAUGA
Molecule: messenger RNA, 1046 nt
Organism: Plectropomus leopardus (leopard coralgrouper)
Lineage: Eukaryota; Metazoa; Chordata; Actinopteri; Perciformes; Serranidae
Source: RefSeq, a predicted model, not a curated record